UUACCAUCCAACUGCUGGCUCCAUGAAGCAUCAGCUGGAAUCGAACCGGGGUACCUACAAGCGGCCCCCCCAGACGCGCUCUUUCCACCCGGUCAGUGUCCGUUGCUCCGCUUCCCGGCCUCCUUUUGCGUUCGUCGCAUCGCGCGCGCGCGCGAGAGAGAGAGAGAGAGAGAGAUGCGGCACAAAGCCCCUCUUCGCGAUAGAAGGUGGUUAGGGUUUUUACUAUGCAUUGUGUAUGGAUGGAGCUCGAUCACACACACCGAUGCUGCGAUUCACGAGUACAGGAACGAAGCUUUCACUCCUCAUUCCAAUUCUUUCUUCUUCCAUGGCGGUAGCGAGGGACUUUACGCCUCGAAGGUUCACGAUUCAUCCAAUAAAUCACACAAGGGGAAGUCCUUCAUCAAGUUUGAAUCUAUCACCUUUGUAAGGACUGAAGAAUCCACUAAACAUCAGAAUGAUAUGCAGAAAAACACUGGAUUGGUGGAAGCUAUUAUUGUUGAGAUAAAAGACAAGGAAAGGAUUGGAGGUUCUUUUUUGAAUUCUAAUGCAACAUGCUGCACCCCAAGUCUUUCCAAGGAUGGAUCCUGUAAGACAGGAGAAGUUAUUAUUCACAAAAAUCCAGACAAUCAAUGGCCAAAACGCAUUCAAACCUUUUUUGAAGGAAAAAAGGAAAUAGCUAAAAUGCUUUCAGAAUCUGUUGAAAUAGAUAGUACAGGAAUGUACUAUCUCUACUUCAUGUUCUGUGAUCCACAGCUUAAUGGCACAUUAAUUAGAGGAAGAACUGUAUGGAGGAAUCCUGAUGGCUAUUUACCUGGAAAGAUGGCUCCUUUGAUGACUUUCUUUGGCUUCAUGUCUUUGGCAUACCUUGUCCUUGGUCUAAUCUGGUUUAUACGUUUUGUCCAAUUCUGGAAGGAUAUUAUGCAGUUGCAUUACCACAUCACAGCUGUCAUUGCUCUUGGAAUGUGUGAAAUGGCACUUUGGUAUUUUGAAUAUGCAAAUUUGAAUUCCACUGGCAGCAGACCAAUGGGCAUUACAUUGUGGGCAGUAACCAUUAGCACUGUGAAAAAGACUGUUUCUCGUCUCCUUCUUUUAGUUGUCUCAAUGGGUUAUGGUGUUGUGAGGCCGACACUUGGUGGUAUAACCUCUAAAGUACUUCUUCUUGGUGUGAUAUAUUUGAUUGCCUCGGAAGCACUUGAGCUCUUUGAACAUUUGGGAAACAUCAAUGACUUUUCUGGAAAAACAAAGUUGUUUUUAGUGCUACCCGUUGCUAUCCUGGAUACAUGGUUUAUUUUGUGGAUUUUUGCAUCAUUAUCAAAAACUUUAGAAAAACUUCAGAUGCGGAGAAGCAUGGCUAAACUAGAGCUCUAUCGAAAGUUUACCAAUUCCCUUGCAGUAUCUGUGCUGCUUUCCAUUGCUUGGAUUGGCUAUGAGUUGUAUUUCAAGGCAACGGAUCCUUUAAGUGAGUUUUGGCAAAUUGCUUGGAUCAUUCCAGCUUUCUGGAGUCUACUUUCCUAUGCUCUCUUGGUAGUGAUAUGCAUUCUCUGGGCUCCUUCAUCUAGCCAAACUAGGUAUGCAUACUCAGAUGAGAUUGGAGAGGAGUUCGAGGAGGGUAUCUCACUGACAGCGGUCGCCAGGGAGACUGUAGCUAAGCUGGAGAGGAAGGAGAGGUCGAGUGCACCAGAUCUUAAGUUUGGGCUCAGCGAAGAUGCCGAGGAGGAUAAGCGGGAAUGAAGCGUUACUCCAUCCAUGUACUGAAGAAUUGUAUUCCUAUGCCAAGCUUGCUGGGAUUUUGCCAAGUUGUGCAACUUCUGUUUCUGUGUACAGAAAGCCUGUGAAUGAUACGUGACCAUCAACUAUGGAAAAACAGCACGGUAUGAAUACAUCGAUUUGUAAAGCUGAACUGUAAUGUUAAUACUAAAAUAGAAAUUUAACCCA
Molecule: messenger RNA, 1935 nt
Organism: Malania oleifera
Lineage: Eukaryota; Viridiplantae; Streptophyta; Magnoliopsida; Santalales; Ximeniaceae
Exons: 5
Coding region: 175-1731 (518 amino acids)
Biological process (GO): transport
Cellular component (GO): Golgi apparatus; membrane
Source: RefSeq, a predicted model, not a curated record